Molecule: messenger RNA, 3873 nt
Organism: Oncorhynchus kisutch (coho salmon)
Lineage: Eukaryota; Metazoa; Chordata; Actinopteri; Salmoniformes; Salmonidae
Product: tripartite motif-containing protein 75
Exons: 6
Coding region: 87-1745 (552 amino acids)
Molecular function (GO): protein binding; zinc ion binding
Source: RefSeq, a predicted model, not a curated record
UCUCAAUUUCAUCACAACCAACUUACCUAGUUAUUGAAGAGAGCGCACUCGUUUUGGUUAUAUUUUGAACCGUACAUUUGUUUGGCAUGGAGGUCAUAUCUCUUGACGAGGAGCUUAUUUGCGCCGUCUGCCGUGACAUAUUUGUCGAGCCUGUGACUUUGCCCUGCGGUCAUAAUUAUUGUGAAGGCUGUGUGAAGCAGUUGAAAAGAUCUGCGGUGAAAGUCGAAAACAUCAAUGCCGAGGGUGGAUUCGAGAGAUUGUGUAUAUGUUACACCUGUCCUCUUUGCCUUGCACCGUGCGAUUCAACGUUAAACUUGAAAAAUAACGUGGUACUUAACAACAUAAUUGAAAAGUACCACAGUAAACGUGCAAGCGGUAUCGACUGCACUGUUUGCAAAGGUGAUUCUCAGAGGAUGUUCGCAGAAAAGAGUUGUGUCAGCUGCGAAGAGUCAUAUUGCACCGUCCACAUCAUACCACACUUGGAGAACGCUGUACUGCGCCAACACGUUCUGGUGAGCCCGAUGGGCGACACUGGCAGACUCUGCAAAGAGCACGGGAAGGAACAGGAACUUUACUGCGAGACAGACCAGACCCCCCUGUGUGCCUACUGCAUGCUAUCUGCCGAGGCCAAGCACCUGGAUGGGCACAAUGUCGUGAAACUGGCAGAUGCACUGGAUACUUUAAGGGGGAACUGUCACGUCAAACUUCAGGGUAUUAAAGAGAGGCUGACUGAAGUAAAGAAUGGCCUGGCAAAAAUUGAUGAAGCUGCUUCGCGUUCCAAGGCCAGUCUGGAGAGGCAGCAAAGUGAGUGCACAGCCUUCCUGCGCAGAAUCAAGCUGUUCCUGGAGUUUGAGGAGCAGGCGUGGCAGAAGAGGUUCUCUGUGGAGAUGGUGCAGGAGAGCAGGAAUGGGAAGCAGCGGACAGAGGGGCUGAGGAGGCUGCAGGACAGGCUGACACAGGCACAGGACACCCUGCUGAAGACUCAGACCAUCAGUGACCCCCUGGUGCUGCUCCAGCUCUUGAAGAAUGAGGAGUGGGCAGACCUGCUUCAAAGGGACAUUUGUUCCCGUCAGAUGCAGAAGCUUAGUAAUUGGAGUGGAACCAAGCUUGUGGCUUCAUCUAUCACCCCCCUAUUCCAGACUCUCCAGAAAACAUUUCAAGGAGAUGUCAUUUUGUUUUCUGAAUUAAGUGCCCACCCUAAACUGAAGUUGGACCCUGACUCUGGCUCUGUGUGGGUGACUGAGGAGGACCAGCGACAUGAGGAACCAUGUUACCUUGAUCGGCCUUACUGUGUGAUGGGAGUCAUUAUCUCUUCCAAGGGUGUGCACAAUUGGGAGGUGGAAGUAGAGGGGCUCUCCUCUUGGGCCGUCGGUGUAGCUUUCCUUGGCCCAUCCCAGAUAGCGGUGACCUGCAAGCUCGGCAGUGAUGACCAGUCAUGGAGUCUGAGUUACAGCAAGAGCAAGCAGCAGUUCUCUGCCCAGCAUGACUGGCUGGCAUUUGCGUUCCAUGCACCGGACUCCAACCCACCCAGACGGAUCGGGGUCUUUCUGGAUGUGGACAGUGGAAUCCUGAGCUUCUAUGAUGCAGUGAGGAUGGCGUGUCUCUACACAUUCUACUGUACACUGGAUCAGGAUUCAGCCAGCCAAACUUACCUCAGACCAGCCUUCUGCCCUAGGCUGAAGGAGGAUGACCAGCCACUGUCGACUAAGCCAAUGAGGGUGCUGCGCCCAGUCUCAAACUUUUAGGCACUACAACCAACACGGUAUCCUUCACACUAAUACUUUCACUAGCAGCUAGCUAGCAUGCUUUUCUUUUUGUUCCAAAUGCUUAGUUUGAAACACUGACCAUUGAAUAUUUUGAAAUUUAAGAAAAUAUGGAGAACCUGUUUUUGUAAAUCCACUCAAACUGUUACACAGCUUAAAAUGACCCUACAGUUUGGCAAAAUCCCCAAAUCUAGUAAAUUGUCAGAGCCUUUGAAUGUCUUGUAAGUGAACUAAUUAGAUAAAUAUAUGCAGUGUGCAUAGUAGAGGUUGACCGAUUUAAUCGGAAUGGCUGAUUUAAUUAGGGACGAUUUUUCAAGUUUUCAUAACAAUCGGUCAUUUUGGACGCUGAUUUUGCUGAUUUAAAAAUAUCUUCUUUAUUUAACUAGGCAAGUCAGUUAAGAACACAUUCUUAUUUUCAAUGACGGCCUAGGAACGGUGGGUUAACUGCCUUGUUCAGGGGCAGAACGACAGAUUUUUACCUUGUCAGCUCAGGGAUACAAUCUUGCAACCUUACGGUUAACUAGUCCAACGCUCUAACCACCUGCAUCACGAGGAGCCCGCCUGUUACCUGAAUUCAGUAAGAAGCCAAGGUAAGUUGCUAGCUAGCAUUAAACUUAAUCAAUCAUAAUCACUAGUUAUAACUACACAUGGUUGAUGAUAUUACUAGUUUAUCUAGCGUGUCCUACGUUGCAUAUAAUAGCUGCAGUGCGCAUUUGCGAAAAAGGACUGUUGUUGCUCCGUGUACCUAACCAUAAACAUCAAUGCCUUUCUUAAAAUCAAUACACAAAUGUAUAUUUUCAAACCUGCAUAUUAACUAAAAGAAAUCCAGGUUAGCAGGCAAUAUUAACCAGGUGAAAUUGUGUCACUUCUCUUGCGUUCAUUGCACGCAGAGUCAGGGUAUAUGCAACAGUUUAGGCCGCCUGGCUCAUUGCGAACUAAUUUGCCAGAAUUUUACGUAAUUAUGACAUAACAUUGACUUUUGUGCAAUGUAACAGGAAUAUUUAGACUGAUGGAUGCCACCCGUUAGAUAAAAUACUGAAUGGUUCCGUAUUUCACUGAAUGUAUAAAUGUCUUGUUUUCGAGAUGAUAGUUUCCGGAUUCGACCAUAUUAAUGACCUACGGCUCUGUUAUUAUGUUAUAUUUAAGUCUGAUUUGAUAGAGCAGUGUGACUGAGCGAUGGUAGGCAGCAGCAGGCUCAUAAGCAUUCAUUCAAACAGCACUUUCAUGCAUUUUGCCAGCAGCUCUUCGUAAUGCUUCAAGCAUUGCGCUGUUUUAUGACUUCAAGCCUAUCAACUCCCGAGAUCAGGCUGGUGUAACGAUGUGAUGUGAAAUGGCUAGCUAGUUAGCGGGGUGCGCGCUAAUUGCGUUUCAAACGGCACUCGCUCUGAGACAUGGAGUAGUUGUUCCCCUUGCUCUGCAAGGGUAACGCUGCUUCGAGGGUAGCUGUUGUCGUUGUGUUCCUGGUUCGAGCCCAGGUAGGAGCGAGGAGCGGGACGGAAGCUGUACUGUUACACUGGCAAUACUAAAGUGCCUAUAAUAGUCAAAGGUUAAUGAAAUACAAAUUGUAUAGAGAGAAAUGGUACUAUAAUAACUACAACCUAAAACUUCUUACCUAGGGUUAUUGAAGUGUUAAAAGGAACCACCAGCUUUCAUAUGUUCUGAGCAAGGAACUUAAACGUUAGCUUUCUUACAUGGCACAAUGCACUUUUACUUCAACACUUUGUUUUUGCAUUAUUUAAACCAAAUUGAACAUGUUUCAUUAUUUAUUUGAGGCUAAAUUGAUUUCAUUGAUGUAUUAUAUUAAGUUAAAAUAAGUGUUCAUUCAGUAUUGUUAUUGUCAUUAUUAUAAAUAAAAAUUGGCCAAUUAAUCUGUAUCGGCCCUUUUUUGGUCCUCCAAUAAUCGGUAUCGGCGUUGAGAAAUCAUAAUCGGUCGACCUCUAGUGCAUAGCAUCUGAGCAUCAGCAAUGUGUUGUCUUUUUCUACAUGUUUCCUGCCAGACUAGACUACCAAAUCUACAAAUGCUUAUUGACAGGUGUUUAGUUUAUAUUUCUUGUGGUCCUCUGUUGGAUUGUUCCUCUUAACACUGCAUUAAAAUAACUUUGUCCUAUUA